Lampris incognitus (smalleye Pacific opah) is the source of this 2333-nucleotide messenger RNA. It is a transcript of the gene cpne7, whose product is annotated as copine VII. Gene Ontology annotation, cellular component: plasma membrane. Lineage: Eukaryota; Metazoa; Chordata; Actinopteri; Lampriformes; Lampridae. The transcript is spliced from 15 exons. Bases 1 to 1749 code for a protein of 582 amino acids. Gene Ontology annotation, molecular function: calcium-dependent phospholipid binding. The record is from RefSeq and is a predicted model, not a curated record. Gene Ontology annotation, biological process: cellular response to calcium ion.
AUGAACGACAUCCAGGAGGCCAGCUCCCCGGCCGCCAGCCUCAGUGGUCCAGCUGCCUGCGUGUCUAAAGUGGAGCUGCGCUUGUCGUGUAAAGCCCUGCUGGACCGGGACACGCUGAACAAGUCCGACCCCUGCGUCAUCCUGAUGGUGCAGACCCAAGGACAGUGGACGGAGCUGGACAGGACGGAGGUGAUCAAGAGCAACCUGCAUCCAGUCUUUGCUAAGGUCUUCACGUUGGACUACUACUUUGAGGAGGUCCAGAAGUUGCGUUUCGAGGUCUACGAUAUUCACGGCACACACAGCAUCGGGACCCGCGACGAUGACUUCCUGGGCGGGGUGGAGUGUACUCUUGGCCAGAUUGUGGCCCAGAAGAAGAUGGUGAAACCGCUGUUGUUAAAGUACGGGAAGUACGCUGGGAAGUCCAUUAUAACGGUAGGUCUGAUUCAUCUGGAUAGUGACUGUGCGGUGAUAUAUUCUCUUUCCUUUCAGGUACAUGCUGAGGAAAUUUCUGGUAACAAUGGAUAUGUGGAGCUCUUUUUCUGUGCCAAGAAGCUGGAUGAUAAGGAUCUCUUCAGUAAGUCUGAUCCCUUUUUGGAAAUCUAUCGCAUUAAUGAUGAUGAAACAGAGCAGCUUGUGCACAGAACUGAGGUCAUUAAAAAUAACCUGAACCCUGUGUGGGAGCCAUUUAAAGUGUCCCUCAUAUCCCUGUGCAGCUGCGACGAAGACCGGAAACUCAAGUGCCUAGUGUGGGAUUACGACUCCAGGGGCAAACACGACUUCAUUGGAGAGUUCUACGCCACCUUCAGGGAAAUGCAGAAGAUCUCCAGUGGGAACAAGGUCUCAUGGGAUUGUGUGAAUCCAAAGUACAAACAGAAGAAGAAGCACUACAAAAACUCUGGAGUUGUCAUCCUCAGUGAACUCAAGCUCCACAGAGUGUACUCCUUCCUGGACUACAUCAUGGGAGGAUGCCAGAUCCACUUUACGGUGGCGAUUGAUUUCACAGCUUCCAACGGAGACCCGAGGAACAGCUGCUCCCUGCAUUACAUCAACCCUUACCAGCCCAACGAGUACCUGAAGGCUCUGAUUGCAGUAGGGGAGAUCUGCCAGGACUAUGACAGUGACAAAAGAUUCUCUGCCUUGGGAUUUGGUGCCAGAAUUCCACCUAAUUAUGAGGUGUCGCAUGACUUUGCCAUUAAUUUCAACCCAGAAGAUGACGAAUGUGAAGAGAUCCAAGGAGUGGUUGAAGCGUACCAGAAUUGCCUCCCUAAGAUCCAGCUGUACGGCCCGACCAAUGUCUCCCCCAUCAUCAGCAGGAUAGCCAAGCUGGCAGCGGGAGAUGGAACCAUUAAAGACGCCUCUCGAUACCACAUUCUGCUGAUCCUCACGGAUGGCGUGGUGACAGACAUGGCGGACACACGUGAAGCCAUUGUGCGGGCCUCCUACCAGCCGCUGUCCAUAAUCAUCGUUGGCGUGGGCAACGCCGACUUCACCGACAUGCAGAUCCUGGAUGGAGAUGACGGAGUUCUGCGCUCGCCGAAGGGGGAGCCCGUCCUCCGGGACAUCGUGCAGUUUGUUCCCUUCAGAGAAUUCAAAACGGCGUCUCCUGCAGCCCUGGCCAAAUGUGUCCUGGCAGAAGUUCCUAAACAAGUGGUGGAGUAUUACAGCCACAAGGCCAUCGCCCCAAUGUGUCCUGUGAGGAACUUACCAACACCCACCCUCAGCCCCAUUACCAGCACCCCGACAGAAUAAACCCCCUCUACCAGACACCAAGCUCGGAAUGCCACCUCGUCCAACAGAGGGGGGGGGGGGGGGGGACUGGACCUUGCCAUUUCGGAAAAUCAAAGAAUUCUUUCGACAAGUUUCAUUCUUCACGCGGUUCAUGUUUCACUUCUUCACAAGGCGUUUACACAAGGACGGACAUGUAACCUGAGAUUCUGAUUUCUCUGCUCGGCUUGGGUCCAGUCGUCCUGCUGCCUGGUCGUCCAUCCUGCUCAUCCGGCCGUCCUUCAUUAGCAUGAAUGUUGGGGCCUCGGUUUAUAUCCUGUUGUCUUUAGGAUGCAUCUCGGCAAAUUUCCCAUUUUUUACCCAUCAGGAAUGCGGACUCGCAGUCCAUGCAGCUCAGCGCGUCCAGUGUUUCUCUCUGCCUUCCACGGCUGCAUUCCACGUGUCCUCCAUCUGUCCUCUGUCGUCUACUCUACUUCCUGUUGACGCUGUCCAUCUAAAACCAAACAUGGCUUUCACGUGUUGAAGAACCCGCCAACUGAAGGAUUUAAAUUUGGGAGUGGGAGGCGGAAAAAUCAGCAGCUUUAGUUCCGCAUUGUUAACUCCCUGUU